Molecule: messenger RNA, 636 nt
Organism: Serendipita indica DSM 11827
Lineage: Eukaryota; Fungi; Basidiomycota; Agaricomycetes; Sebacinales; Serendipitaceae
Source: the annotation of a GenBank genome assembly
AUGGCUUUCCAGAUCAUCUUUUUCAUCUUAAUUCUGGGCGAGUUUAUUACUAUCGUUCGACAACUGCGUUUUGUUCCACCCGGCCGUUACACACGCGCUCUCCGUAUAUCCCCCCUCGCCGUGGUAGCAGGUACAUUGGCAUUGGCUUACCUUCUCGCAGCAGUCUACACCAGAAUCAGUACUAACAGAGUUACGACUCUGAGUGGGAUAUCCUCUGUGCCGUACACAGAUCUGCAUGGAUUAUCCUCAUCUGAUAGCUUCGUUUUUGCCGUUGAUCCUGCGUUUAGACUGGCGGUUUGCCUCUGGCUUGUCCAUCUUCGUGGUAAUGUUGCCCGAAUGGCUCAAGGAAAGAUACACAAGCCAUGGGUUUCACAGUUUUGGAAGCGAAUUAUUGAUUGGUCGUUGGUGGCCAUCCUCUUCUUGCUCGCUAUUUCUACAAUGGCAAUCCUGGCAAAUGCAUGGGCCCUGGAUGAUGCGAACCGGUUGGGCUUUGCUGGAUAUCGCACCCAUCUCAUUGUCCGCCGUGGCUUUGGCUUCACUAUCGUCGGAUUUAGCUCGCUCCUGAUGAUUGAUGUAGCUAUUUCCUUCAUUACCCUCAAGGUCUUGCAGAAGGGAAUGAAAUUCAUCGAUCCUUAG